Messenger RNA from Aspergillus terreus NIH2624, 1185 nucleotides. RefSeq lists its product as uncharacterized. The transcript is spliced from 3 exons. Lineage: Eukaryota; Fungi; Ascomycota; Eurotiomycetes; Eurotiales; Aspergillaceae. The coding region runs from base 1 to 1185 and encodes 394 amino acids. The record is from RefSeq and is a predicted model, not a curated record.
AUGAAUCCCUCCACUCGAGGUCAGCGCGGCGCCUCACGCUACAGGCGUCGUCGAAAUGCUUCAAACCGCAAAAAGAUCGAGACCAAUCCCACAGAGAUCGAAAAUCAGCCUCUUCAGGACGGAAGACCGCGUCAGGGUAGACAGCCGACAAAGCGCAAGCCGCAAAACGCAUCCAGCACGUCCAAUACCCCCAAGGCCACUCAAUCGUUCACCAACAAAAGACGCGAUGUGAACAGCACAUCUUCCACCCCGCUUCAGUGCAGCAGCCGCAACAGCACAUCCACAGCACCCACCACCCCAAACCCACCCACCACAACCAAACGCCUACCCAACAGCCCCCCAAACCUCAAACCAGACGACAAGAAGUCCAAACCAAACACCAUCGAUGAUCUCAUCCCGCGCGCACUCCACCCAGCCAAACCAGCCGUCCCAGGCUUCCUGCGCCUCCCCUCCGAGAUCCGCUGGCAGAUCUACAGCCACCUAUUCCCGCCGCGUCGAGUCGAGAUCCUCCGCAAACGAGACACAACCGACCCGAGGCGCCAGAACCGCUACCGGCUGUACCACCGCGCCCGCCCGCCACGCCGGACACAGACACAGCAACCGCUCGCCCGGCCCAUCGCCGGCGCCGCCCGCCCGCUCGCGCUCGCGCUGACCUGCCGCACGACCUACCGCGAGGCGAUCCUGCAGUUGUACGCGACCACGCAGUUCGUGUUCACGGCGACGCGGGCGGUCGCGCGGUUCCUGGCUCGCACGACGCCCGCCGCCCAGGCCGCCAUCCGCCACGUCGAGCUGGCCCACGUCAUGUACAACGAGCCGCGGCUCAGCGAGUUCCGCCGCUUUAAGCACCGCAGCGACCUGGCCUUCUUUGACGUGUGCGCCGCCAUGGCACAGACCUGGACCGCCCUGCGUGUGCUGCAUGUCGAGCUUGCGGUCAUGGACUGGCCGAUCCGGCUGCAGGUGGGCGAGCGCUGGUCCUGGCCGCUUGCCGUGUUUGGUCAGUACGGCGAGGGCAUGGAGUAUGUCGAGAUUCGGCUGCGGACGGGCCGCUUUGAUGAUGAUAGACGCCGGGAGGUGGCGCGCGAGCUCGAGCAGAAGUUGAUGAAGCCGGCUUGGUUCCAGAGACGCGAGGAGGAGCGGAGCAAGCAGAAGAAGAAGGCGAGGAAGGUUCUGAAUUUGGUUUUCUAG